ACUCUCCUUUUCACUCUCUGUUCUCAAUCUCCCUCUGGUUUCUCAUCGACAUUGAUUUGUAAAGCUAUUCUUCUAUUCUCGCAGCGAUUCUUCUAUUCUCGCAGCUGUGUUCGUGCAUGUUUCUAAUCGACUGAAGAAAAAGUUUACGAUUGAAGGUUUAUGAUUUCUUUUUGUGUUGUCUGAUUUGCUUAUGUACCUUUGUCUGGGAGCUGUUGCGGUUUUGUAACAUGGACAAGGCUUGGGUUUGGCUUCCGAGGGCAAGCGUUGAGUAUGAGGAAGGUGCACGUGCUUUUGUGUAUGCAUCAGCAAAGAGGUUGGGUAAUCCUCUGCAGUUGUUUUGUCCUUGUAUCGAUUGCCGGAAUGUAUGCCAUGAAGAUAUAAACACAGUAGUGGAUCAUUUGGUAAUUAGAGGAAUGGAUCAGAAGUACAAGAGGAAUUCUUGUUGGAGUCUGCCUUCUUUGACAAUGAAGACCAGUCACAGAAUAAGAAUGGAGAAGAGCCUGAAGUGGUUGAAUGUGAAGAAGAAUCUGAGUUCACCUGAUGAUGUUAUCAUUGGAGAAGGAGAAUUCUGCUCAGCUGAACAAAAUUACAAGAUUGGACGCAUUCCACUUGGUCGUAAUGCAGGUGCUAUUUUGGUUAAGUCAGUUAUAGAUGCAGAAGCAUCUGUGUGGAGGCCUACGACAACUGUUACCACACUUGGCCAAGCUGUUGGAACAAAAAUUGCAUGGCAACUUGAUAAGCUCAUUUUGGACAAUGAUCUGAACUCUCCACCAAAUAAGACUGCUGCUUCAUCGAGUGUCAGUAACAGCUCUAACAACAGCAAAAAUGAGAAAAAGAAGUGCAUCCUCUUGGAUUGCAAUGGAUCAGGAAAAAAGGUUGCAGAAGGUCGAGUUUUAUCAUCAAAUCCACAAGAUAGAGUUCAUCAUGUCCCCUUGGGUCUUAAUGCAAGCAAGGUAUGGGUUGAUGUCCCUACCAUUGAUGAAGCACCAGUUUGGAGAGCAAAUUCAGAAAUUAAAAUCAUUGCUGAUGCUUUGGGUAGUAUAAUAGCUUGGCCAAAUGACAAACUCGUUUACAUUUGAACUUGUGUUUGUGUUCAGUAUGACUGUACUUUGUUAUUGGAUUGAAACAUGUAUUUUGGUUAUUAUGAAACAUCUUCAGGUUUAUGAAUUUCUUUUUGCUUAUGCGAAAUUAUUGGGGGAUAAAUCCAAAUAUAGAAUAAUUCAUUAC
Messenger RNA from Arabidopsis arenosa, 1227 nucleotides. The record is from the annotation of a GenBank genome assembly. Lineage: Eukaryota; Viridiplantae; Streptophyta; Magnoliopsida; Brassicales; Brassicaceae.